CCGUAAACACACCUGUUGAGUGUUGCAGGUUAAAGACCUUAGGAGGUGAAGCACAAGCCUGCAUUUUAAUGUAAAGUAUGUAAUGUUGAUCAAUAUAUCUAGUGACACACCCACAGGCGAUUGUAUUAGACGGAUUAUUCACUUAUAUGGUAAUGCAUGGUGCUUGUAGAGUGACAUAAUGGCCACAUAAUUAGGUGCUGUAAGCAGGUGUCUUAAUAUCAUGUACCUUAUACUGUACAGGGUUGUUGGUUGCAGUAAUUGAUGGUAAUGAGCUUCAUAUAAGGUUCAUACUGCCACAAUGGAGCCAGCUGAUGACUAUGAUUCCAAUAGUGAGAGUUAUUCUGCAGAAUCUUCAAGGCAGUCAGAAGAAUCCUCAGAUGAGUAUGAAGAUGCAGAGUGGCUGAAACAUGUUGAGAAUGAUGGCUCACUCCUCUAUGUGGAGUCUUAUGUUUCAAGUACAGUCAGAGAAAAACAAGUGCAAGCUCUUAAAGCAUCUGGAGCAAUUGAAAAGAAGCCAGCUGUCUUAUCCCCAACAAAAGAAAUAAAGAAGAAAAACAAACUUCUAAGAUUACUGAAACGUAGACCAAGUGUAAGAGUUAAGGGCACAUCACGAGUUGGUUUUGGGGGAGAAGGAGGAGCAAAAGGUGGGUCAGAUUUGGCCUCCCCUCCUAAAGUGACCUUCAGGGAUAACCCAAGUGGAGAAGUGAGGAAAGUUAAUCUUCAGGUUUAUGAGGGUGGCAACAACCUGGGGAGACGGGCAAGUCUGUGUGAGACGGUUCUUGGUGUUGUGCCGGGCCGCUUCAGUGAACCUCCAGAUUCACGAGUUAUGGUUGCUGGCCUUGUGCCUGGCUCACAAGCACUAAGGAAUGGAGUCAUAAAGAUUGGUGACUGGUUGAAGGAGGUGGAUGAAACUGACGUCACAUGGGAUAAUCUGGAUGAUAUAUUGGCAGAGCUACAGAUUCCCUCAACAAUUACUUUGUCCGUCCAAAAAUGUGCCUCAGAGACCCUCCCAGAGGAGUUCGAGAGUGAUCACAAGAGAGUAACACAGACUCAACUAGUGAAGGUGGUAACAGGUGUAGAGGUAACCAAUCCAGACACAAACUACCUGCAGCAGUUGCCCCACACCCUCCUCUACCUCAGCCUUGUGGGUGUUACUGAGGAUUCCCCCGAUGGUGCUGACAUAAGGUACCAGUUUCCAAAUUGGAGUAACAAGUUAGUGAAGGUACGAGGAAUGUUCAUCACUACCGCUCAUACCGUGCAGGAGGUGGUUGGUGCUCCAGCGCUGUGCUCCACUGUGUGUCUAGAUGGGGAGUACUAUCAUGUUGCUUAUGUUAGAGAGAACAAUGAUGUUUUUCUCCUGGCACUGCCACACACUUAUGUGUCCAGUCAUGAUAUUGUUGCAUUGAUGGACCAGAUUGCCAGCCUAAUUAAGUUUGAAUUUGAAACACUAUCCAAGGGAGUUGGUGAUGCAAAAAACAAGACCUACUUGGAUCACCUGAUGAGCCAUAUCCUGGGGACAGUACUGGGUCAAGGUCCACGAGAAGGAAAGAACCCAGGACAACCUAAGAGGGAAUCAUCUGGACCACAGUCAUCAGCAAGACUAAAUCCUUACCUACCAUUAAUUCCUAUUAGUCCCCAGAGUUUUGUCUUUGCUUAUCCAACAUGGCUCGUAUUGCAAGAUGGUGAUGAAGCUAAGCUUCAGAUUGACAACUGCCUCAGUGAACUGGAAUCAGGAGACUUUGGUGAUGAUGAUUCAGAUUAUGAGGAUUCCCUUUCAUUAUACAACAUCUUGGGCUGCUGCUUGUUCUAUAAGGGCCAUCUUGUAGCAUCUCAUUUGUCUUGUGAGGAUCUGAGACAUGUAUGGCUGUUCAAUUGUCACCAUGGACUCCUUUCUCUCACUACCCACGAGUCAGUCAGCCAGUUGGUGGCUUGGCGGACUGUGUACCCUCCUGGAGAGAUCGGCGCCUGCCGUAAUGACAGAAUUAAACAUUACCUCCUUGUUGUUGCUAUGAACCACUGUAUCCUGUGUCUUCUUCUUGAGUCUGGAGGAAUCUCUCAUCUAGUAGAUGAAGGUGCUGGACCAGAUCCACUUCUUGUAGAUCAAGCCGAGGCUUCACUCUAUCAGCUUCAUGCACUCCACGUCAACAGUGUGUGUGAGGAUACCUUAAACAAUGGAGGUAUUGAAACUAUUUCUGCAGAUGAAAAAAUGGGUAAAAUAAUGCCAAGCAAAAAGGGAAAGGAUAAAAAUGAAGUAGUGGAAGCUGGAGGACUCAGACUACCUGAUGUUCCUUCAAUUCUAAAGCAGAAGUCAUCACCGCUGCCUGAGUCAAGGUUACACGUCCACGACCACACCGGAUGCGAGUGUGAGGGAAGCCUCGGAGAAACCAGCGAAGACUCCUUCACCCACAGCUCCCGAGAUUCAUUAGAGGAAGAUGAGGAGGGUGAUGAUGAAUCAGAAUCAGACUGGAGGAUUUUUAAACCUUCUGAGAGUCGAGGCCUUCACCAGUACGAUUUGGAUAUAAAAAGCCCACUUCAUAAACGAGCUGUCUCACCCAUAAGAGUUACAAGUGGAAAGGAUGGCGUUCUGUUCCAUCUGGUGCAACUUGAGGUUGGGGAAGGGGUGAUCAUUCAAUCCCGGCCCUCCACUAUGUCAUCAUCUCCAAUAAUUUCCCCUGUUGCAGUCUCCCCGAUCUCUGCCUCCCCUUCACAGCCUCCACCACCAUUCCAUGCACAAGUUUUACAGAGCUUCAGGUCAACAUGUGCUCAUAUACAUCAUGUUCUUCAUGCUGCAGUAAGGGGGAAGGAACCCAAUGGAAACUACAGUGGCAGCACAUCACUCAGUGGCAUCAAGGAACAUGGAAUUUUGUUCACAUACACUCCUCCCACCACAGAUGGAGGAAGCACAGGCAAAAGAAGACCCCAGUCCUUUUCUUAUUGGGUUGUAGGACGUCUGCUUCUGGCACCUUAUCAACGAGAAGUGUAUGUGUGUUACCAUGAUUCUAUACCUCAGAAUGUCCUUGAAUUAGCUUUCAAGGUAUCGCUUGGAUGUGUAAUAUGAUUGAAAACUGACAACUUGAAAGGUGGUCCAGAGUGUUAAGUGACCACCCAGAAAUAAGAAGUACCGGAUCAAAACAUAAUGUAAACACUGAAUGUCAGCAACACUGGUGUUUUGAGGAGAUACAGAGUACUACAGUAUAAAUGGUAUUUAAUGGAUGCAAAAAUGAAAUACAUAUUGUACAGUACAAAUAAAAAACAAACAAUAAAAUUGACAGGGGAUGAGAA
This is a messenger RNA of Homarus americanus (American lobster), 3282 nucleotides long. RefSeq names its product protein inturned-like (gene in). Lineage: Eukaryota; Metazoa; Arthropoda; Malacostraca; Decapoda; Nephropidae. Gene Ontology annotation, molecular function: protein binding. The record is from RefSeq and is a predicted model, not a curated record. Gene Ontology annotation, biological process: establishment of planar polarity; nervous system development; vesicle-mediated transport. Gene Ontology annotation, cellular component: cytoplasm; cilium. The transcript is spliced from 24 exons. The coding region runs from base 299 to 3058 and encodes 919 amino acids.